Apiotrichum porosum is the source of this 2169-nucleotide messenger RNA. RefSeq lists its product as uncharacterized. The record is from RefSeq and is a predicted model, not a curated record. Lineage: Eukaryota; Fungi; Basidiomycota; Tremellomycetes; Trichosporonales; Trichosporonaceae. The coding region runs from base 1 to 2169 and encodes 722 amino acids. The transcript is spliced from 4 exons.
AUGGCACACAAGCGGUAUGAUGCCAAGGAGUGGAGUCUGGAGGAGGCUCGGGUUGCCCAGCCGUGCAAGCAGUGGAUCUCAGUUGAACGAUGGCGGCGUGAAACUCCCCUCGGCGGGUAUACGCUCGUGUGUAACCACGCCAGCGGUCUUCAGAAGGAGCACUGGCAUACGGUCAUGAGGGAUAUAAUCACCAAGCCGUCAGCAGCUCGCGGGCUGUCGUUUGGCACGGGUCAGCCACUCAAGCACAACGUCGAUGCCCAGAUUGACGAUAUCUGGAUGGUAGACGACCUUCACCACGGCGUCUCGGUGGAUCUGAAUGCUGGUAGGCUUGGAGAUGUCCAGUCGUGGGAAGACACUGGACGUGACAUUCUCAACUUUGUCGAGCACGUCCUCCCGACAGUGGCCGCUACAAGCCCAUGGGAACUCGAGUGGACUGCGAGUGGCAAGGGGCCCAAAGUCAUCGGCGUGGGCCACUCGUUCGGCGGCAGCGCCAUGGUCCAUGCAGCCCACGCACGCCCCGACCUCUUUGAGGCCCUCUUCCUCGUCGACCCGAUGGUCCACCCCCUCUUUGUCCCCCGGUACUCGUACUAUGCUCGACCAGUUGAGGGAUACCUUCUCUCCCAGGUUGCGCUGAAGCGGCGGGAUAUCUGGCCCUCGAGCGCGGCCGCUUGCCAGAAGCUCCGUGGGUCCGCAUUCUUCAAGCCAUGGGACGACGAGCAGUUUGACGUAUACAUGGUACGAGGAAUCGUUCCUGUCGACUCUGCGAAUCCAGACGGGCCCGUCACCUUGGCGACGCCCUCGUGGUGCGAGGCGGCCGUCUUCACCGAGCCGGACGCUUGUGCUCGCGGCUGGGACAAGUUGCCAAACCUAGACAUCCCUAUCGGGUGGCUCAUGGCCGGCGACUCGGUCAGUACCCGUGGCGACGAGAUUACGCAGGAGAUGUGCUGGCGGUCACCUCGGUCUCGCAACGAACGCAUCAUGGAUUCGGCACAUCUUAUUACGCAGGAGAAUCCCAAAGCACUGGCGGACUGUCUGCGCCGGUUCCUCGGCAGUCUCCCGAUCCGCAACAAGCGUAAGGCCUUAAUGGACAAGACCAAGGCCCAGCACCACAUCCGUCAUGUUGUGGAACAGGUUCGCCUCCUCCACCUCCACAAGGCCAAGACUCGCCGGUACGACAACACCCAGCCGCCAACCAACGACGUUGGUGCGAUCCACCACCUGGGAUUCCCUCACAUCAUUGAUGCCAUCCUGGCCAGCGCCGAUAACGAGGUGUGGAUGUGGAUGUCGUUCCGCGCUACAUCCAAGUUUUACAGGGACAGGCUCACUCCUUGCCUUGUGAACCAUCUCGAAAUCACCGCAGCUCCCAAGCCAGGAAGGAUCGAAGUACGCUCCCAUGGUGGAAGGCUGUGUUCUGUCACUACCCGGCCUACAAUCUUCCCCAAGCUGUACACCAUGCCUACUCUGUUUCGAGACACUGCAGUUCUGGACAUUCACGCGGAUAAAGUGACCUCCAGGGACUUGCGUAACCUUGCAGCCGCUUGGGACAAGACUCCCACCAUUCUCAACGCGGUGCGCGUCCUUGACUUUCCGGAUGAGGGCUGGCCCUCCAUGUCGCCCAUCCCCGCAGCGACUUAUGUUUUCUUCAUGCCCACCAUCUUGGCGUGCCCUGCGGACCUCCAGCCCCCUGCGACCCUCGCUUCCUUGAUCGUCACUCCGUACGAGACCAGGAAGGUUGUCCUCAACGUUUGUGGCCAGCACAACCUCCCCUGGGCAUACCUCCACUCCUUCAUCGACUUUUUCCCAGGCCUCGAUGACCUGGUCGUCAACUUUACAGAGGAUGCUGGAUUUGGGAGUGAACGGUGCACAUUCAACUGCCACAACAUUGGCUUCAUCUUUGUGGGAGCGCUUAUCGCACGCCUCAUGAACGACCCCAAGCACCGCGAUUUCAUCAACGUCACCCUCGUGAAUGCGAAGGCGCUUCAGCGGCGUCCGAAUGACCACCUUAACGCCAAGGAGCUUGUUACGACCGCGGUCGAGUCGACGAUGGACGUGGUGGGUUGGGAUCAGACGGUCAAGGACAACGUCACCAAGCGCAUCAACUAUCUCACUUCUGACGAGUAUCGGGCGCUUGUAGGUCCCCGCCAGUAUGCAAUUGAAACCCAGAAUUAG